UUAAGGCUUCGCAGAAACGUAGCAUCUCAUACGAGAUGGCAGACAGAAAUCACUUCUCCGAGUUCCUUUAAUAUGCUCCCUAUUGGAGGGAAAAGAGUACCACCGGACCAGUCUCAAAAUGACCACCGGCUUCAGCUCCGGUUCCUGCCGGUUCGCAGAUUAUUUUGUGAUCUGCGGACUCGACACCGAAAGCGGGCUGGAACCCGACGAACUGUCCGCUUUAUGCCAGUAUAUAGAGGCUACUAAAUUCAGAGAUGGGGCCAGAGGAAAUUUGGCGGGGGCAAAUGAAGGUGAGAAUUUUGAGCAGAGUCCAUUACGAAGAACCUUUAAAUCCAAAGUCCUAGCACAUUAUCCUGAAAAUGUGGAGUGGAAUCCAUUCGACCAGGACGCUGUUGGCAUGCUCUGUAUGCCGAAGGGUCUGGCGUUCAGGACCCAGGUUGAUUCCCGAGAGCCUCAGUUCCACUCCUAUAUCAUCACCAGAGAGGACGGCUCUCGGACCUACGGCUUCGCCCUCACCUUCUUCGAGGAGGUGACCAGUAAGCAGAUAUGCAGUGCAAUGCAGACUCUUUACCAUAUGCACAAUGCAGAGCAGUACGACAUCUUGCACACCCCCACCUCACCACCGGGCCUCGAGGAACAGCGGCGCCCUCUCUCCCAGACUCGCCCCAUGCUCCACGCUGCGCCCGCCAUCUCCCGCCUGCAGCGCUUUAACUCGUAUGACAUCAGUCGCGACACGCUGUAUGUGUCAAAGUGCAUCUGCCUGAUCACACCCAUGGCCUUCCCUCAGGCCUGUAGGAAGGUGCUGCAGCAGCUCCACCAGGCGGUCUCCUCCCCUCUGCCCCCGCCUCUUCCUCUUGAUAGUUUCAUCUACAACAUCCUUUACGAGGUGCCCCUGCCACCCUCCGGGCGCUCCCUCAAGUUCUCAGGCGUGUACGGGCCCAUUGUUUGCCAGAGGCCGAGCACCUCUGAGCUGCCACUCUUUGACUUUCCCAUCGGUGAAGUGAUCAAUCUGCUGGGGGUGGAGAACGUUCUUCAGUUGUUCACCUGUGCCCUGCUCGAGAUGCAGAUACUGCUCUACUCACAGCAUUACCAGAGGCUGAUGACAGUUGCGGAGAGCAUCACAGCCUUAAUGUUCCCCUUCCAGUGGCAGCAUGUGUACGUGCCCAUUCUGCCUGCCUCCCUCCUCCACUUCCUGGACGCGCCGGUGCCGUACCUCAUGGGCCUCCACUCCAACGGGCAGGAUGACCGCACCAAGCUAGAGCUGCCACAGGAGGCUAACUUGUGUUUUGUGGACAUUGACAACCACUUCAUCGAACUGCCGGAGGAGUUGCCACAGUUUCCCAACAAACUAGAGUUUAUUCAGGAGAUCUCGGAGGUGCUCAUGUCCUUUGGCCUGUCUCCAGAGGGAAAUAUUCACUCCAGCGACGGCCAGGCCAAGUACCGAGGCGGUCGAUCUGUUGACAUGGUGUCUGACAAGCGCAAUGGCAACCUGUCUUCGCCCCUCAACUCCUACCUGCUGAGGGAGAAUGAAACUAUUGCCAGACUGCAGGCUCUGGUCAAGAGGACAGGUGUGAGCCUGGAGAAGCUUGAGGUGAAAGAGGACGCCAGCAGCAAUAAGGACUCGCGGGUUCAGUGUGAUGAGGAGGAGCUGAAGAUGCACCAGAUUAACAUCCACGUGCGCGAGGUUUUCGCUAACCGCUUCACCCAGAUGUUUGCAGACUACGAGGUGUUUGUCAUCCAGCCAAGCCAAGACAAGGAGUCCUGGUUCACCAACCGAGACCAAAUGCAGAACUUUGACAAGGCCUCCUUCCUGUCUGACCAGCCCGAGCCCUACCUACCCUUCCUGUCACGUUUCUUGGAGACGCAGAUGUUUGCCUCCUUCAUCGACAGCAAGAUCCUCUGUCAUGACGAUGAGGAGAAGGAGCACACGCUCAGGGUGUUUGACUCCCGGGUGGAUAAGAUUCGCAUGCUGAACGUGCGCACGCCCACACUGCGCACCUCGAUGUACCAGAAAUGCACAAACAUUGAAGAAGCAGAAAAAGCCAUCGAGAUGAGAGUCAUAAAGAUUGACCACAUCGCCCUGCACCCCCACCUGCUGGACAUGAAGAUCGGUCAGGGACGCUACGAGCAGGGCUUCUUCCCCCGACUGCAGUCUGAAGUGCUCUCCACUGGGCCCACCACCAACAAAUGGACCAAGAGGAGUGCUCCUGCUCAGUGGAGGAGGAGGGAUCGACAGAAGCAGCACACUGAGCACCUUUACUUAGACAACGACCAGAGAGAGAAAUAUAUCCAGGAAGCCAGGAACCUGGGCACAACCAUCAGACAGCCCAAACUAUCCAACCUGUCCCCGUCUGUCAUCGCUCAGACAAACUGGAAAUUUGUUGAAGGACUGCUGAAGGAGUGCAGGAACAAGACCAAGCGUAUGCUGGUGGAGAAGAUGGGCCGUGAGGCGGUGGAGUUGGGUCACGGAGAGGUCAGCAUCACCGGUGUUGAGGAGAACACUCUGAUCGCGAGCCUGUGCGACCUGCUGGAGAGGAUCUGGAGCCACGGGCUACAGGUCAAACAGGGAAAAUCUGCCUUGUGGUCCCACCUGCUGCACUAUCAGGAGAGCAAAGAGAAGACUCCAGGUUGUUUGGGUCCUCCAGGUAAAGACUGUUAUCAGCUAAUAAACGAAGUUCAACACAACACAAUAAGUAACUGUUGUUGCAAUAACAGAUUGUUUUUCUUCACACCAGGUUUCAUUCAUGACACGGAGAGACGCAAAUCUGACGGUGGUAUAUCAGCCAUGCCCCCACUCAAGAUCUCCCUAAUCCAGGACAUGAGACACAUUCAGAACAUCAGUGAGAUUAAGACAGAUGUGGGCAAGGCCAGAGCCUGGGUUCGCCUCUCCAUGGAGAAGAAGCUGCUCUCCAGACACUUGAAGCAGCUGCUCUCAGAGCACGAGCUUACCAAAAAACUGUACAAGCGAUACGCCUUCCUCCGCUGUGAUGAUGAGAAGGAGCAGUUUCUGUACCACCUCCUGUCCUUUAACGCUGUGGAUUACUUUUGUUUCACCAACGUCUUUACGACCAUCAUGAUCCCCUACCAUGUGGUGGUUGUUUCCAGUAAGAAGCUGGCGGGCUCCAUGUUCACGGCCAACCCUUGGGUUUGUGUUUCUGGGGAGCUUGCAGAGACCGGAGUCCUGCAGGUCCCCAGAAAUACUCUUGAGAUCACUUUUGAGUGUCAGAACCUGGGGAAGCUCACCACGGUGCAGAUGGGUCACGAUAACUCGGGGCUCUACGCAAAGUGGCUCGUUGAGUGUGUUGUUGUCCGCAAUGAGAUAACGGGGCACACUUACAAGUUUCCGUGUGGCCGCUGGUUGGGCAAGGGUGUGGAUGACGGCAGUCUGGAGAGGAUACUGGUAGGAGAGCUGAUGACCCCCAGCUCAGAGAAUGAUGAAAGGAUGUGCCGCACCCCACCAAUGCAGCAGUCACCUGGGAUGAUGAGGAGGUUUGUUACCAUCUCGCCAAACAGCAAACCAAAGUUAAACACAGGUCAGAUCCAGGAGGGAGUGGGAGAGGCCAUCAAUGGGAUUGUGAAGCACUUCCACAAGCCGGAGAAGGAGAGAGGCAGUCUGACCCUUCUCCUUUGCGGGGAGUACGGCCUCGUCUGGGCUCUGGAGCAAGUUUUUCAGCACGGUUUUAAAUCACCCCGACUCUUUAAGAACGUUUUCAUCUGGGACUUCUUAGAAAAGUCACAAGUGUACUUUGAAAGUGCGGAGCAGCGGGAGGCGAAACCAGAUGAAAACUGGCUAACACGAGUGCGCCAUUUCUGCCGCUUCAUGCGCGCCAUAAACAACACCUCCAGAAACAUCGGCAAAGACGGGAAGUUCCAGAUGCUCGUCUGUCUGGGGGCAAGGGAUCACUUGCUGCAUCACUGGAUUGCUCUGCUCGCAGACUGUCCAAUCAUGGCUCAGAUGUAUGAAGACACCUCUCUGAUGAAGGACCUCUCGUUGGUAAACUCUCUGAUUAGAGUACUUCAGACUCUGCAGGAGUUUAACAUCACCCUGGAGGCUUCGCUUGUCAAAGGUGUUGGAAUUUAAAACAAAACCAACUCCCCACCAGUUGCACCUGACGAGGGCGAUCACUGGGGACCACUAAAAAGAGAACUGAACCUUUUUUAUGCAGGAAAAGACUUGAACAAAAGACAUUUUCUGGCUUAUAUUAAAGCUACUGUUACAUUUGCCAUAUAUUGAGUGCAAUGAGCCUUUCAAGAUAUGUUGUUAUUUUUAUCCUUGAUGAUGUGGCCAUUAGAUGUUAAAAUAUGUUUUCUAUUAUGAACCAUGACUUUCACAUUAUUGACAAUGACCUACUUGUGCUAUAAUGUUUUACUGAAAGCUAAAUAUUUUCAUUGUUAUGGUGAACUGCUGACAAUGGCUAUAUUUGAAGGAAAGCAACGAUCAAAACUGUUAAUAUAUUUUCAGAGAAAAAAAGUAUUAUUUUGUUAAAUCAGUCAAGUUGCUUGCUCGAUUGUCAACUCAGAUUCCAGUGUCAUUACACAGAGCUUAAAGCAAAUGAUGUAGAAGUAUGCUUUAUAAGUAAGUAUGUGUUUGACAGGGGGUUUUUAGUGUAGAAAAGGAUUUACCUAAAAUGGAAACAAGAAGGAUGUUACAUUUGGGCUUUCCUUGAGAAAUGUACUAGUGUUCAGAUGUUUCACAUGGAAUACCUAGCAGAGAAAAUCAUCCUUUUUGCAUGAUAAAAAGACUGUGUGGUUUACCCUGCGUCCACUGAUAAGCACUGUAUUCAGUUGGAUGGGGAAAGUACCCCAAGUCUUUGGCUUUUUGUGUUCCAAAAACAAGUCCUCGAAGACACGCUUGACCCAGCUUUCUGUGUAAAGUUGAUCACAAUGAAAGCCUUCAUGUAAAUACCUUCAACCCUUUCCUCCAUCGUCAUCAUCCCAGCUUUCACACUACAUCUGCCCUGUUCUCUGAAUAAAAACAGUGUGGUGAUCUCUGUCAACUCAUCAUGAUUAAGGAUGAUCUCCUGCUUCCCAUGUGAAGAGCAAAAAGGACAGCUCUUUCCCGCUCCUGAUUAUGUCAUCAUGGUUUCUUGCUAUGCAAUAUCCACAACAGAAAAUUCAACCCCACUACAAACUCCAUACCGGGGUGUCUUGAGGUGUUAAUUGGCCCGCCUCCAUUACAUACUUUGAAUUGUGCAUAACAAGAGAUUUAAUAUGUGAACGACUUAUUUUCUGUGCCAACAAUGUCUGGAAUAACUGUUGUACUCGUCUGUGUACGACUCACACAUGAGCGUCUUGGGAGAUAUAUAUUUUUGUUUUCCAAUACUGUUGUACAUUUAUUGACAUAGCUGUGUAAUGUAGUGUUUACUAAGUGAGCAACAGUGUACAGUGUAAAAAUAUAUUAAGAAUAAAGCAUCAGUAAUGCAUUAAA
Eleginops maclovinus (Patagonian blennie) is the source of this 5428-nucleotide messenger RNA. RefSeq names its product DENN/MADD domain containing 5A (gene dennd5a). Gene Ontology annotation, molecular function: small GTPase binding; guanyl-nucleotide exchange factor activity. Gene Ontology annotation, biological process: retrograde transport, endosome to Golgi. The record is from RefSeq and is a predicted model, not a curated record. The coding region runs from base 119 to 4081 and encodes 1320 amino acids. Gene Ontology annotation, cellular component: trans-Golgi network. The transcript has 22 exons. NCBI's taxonomy places the organism in Eukaryota, Metazoa, Chordata, Actinopteri, Perciformes, Eleginopidae.